This is a messenger RNA of Tricharina praecox, 1433 nucleotides long. Its product is annotated as P-loop containing nucleoside triphosphate hydrolase protein. Lineage: Eukaryota; Fungi; Ascomycota; Pezizomycetes; Pezizales; Pyronemataceae. The coding region runs from base 173 to 1384 and encodes 403 amino acids. Gene Ontology annotation, molecular function: ATP binding; ATP hydrolysis activity. The transcript has 2 exons. The record is from RefSeq and is a predicted model, not a curated record.
GCCCGAGAGGAGGGGAGCGGGAAGGAGGGGACAGAGACCGGUGUUGCCGUGGGACGAUGAGGGGGAGAUACCGUUGCCACCACCGCCACCACCACCACCACAUAGAGUGCCUGUUGUGAGCAGGAAACCACUACCGAGGAACAGGAGCUAUCAGGAUGAUGAGGGGUAUGGAAUGGGGAUGGAUGGAGCUCUGCCGCCGCCGUUGCCGCCGAAGGUGCCCAUGGACAGACUCGAGAGGCCGAAGGUGCCGGUGGAGAGACCCGAGAGGCUGAGGAGGAUUCACACCGAUGGGACUGCAACUACUAGGACGCGGAAUACCUCCGCCGCCGAAAGUGACUCCUCCCUCUCAGAAGACUACUCACCCCUCGACACGCCCACGGAUGAUGCUGGCGAAGACCCCUCGGAUCGCGAAUGGAAUGCGCGCGUCGAGGCUGCAAUCAAAUCGAUCGGCGGUCGGGCUGACGCAGGGGCGCUGCGGCAGGUGGCAUCUGAGAUUGUGGUGAAGGGCGAUGAAGUGCACUGGGACGAUGUGGCGGGGCUUGAGGGCGCGAAGUCGGCGUUGAUGGAGGCGGUGGUCUACCCGUUCCUAAGGCCGGAUCUGUUUUCGGGAUUGAGAGAACCAGCAAAGGGGAUGUUACUUUUUGGGCCUCCGGGAACGGGCAAGACGAUGCUGGCUAGGGCCGUCGCGACGGAGAGCAAGUGUACGUUCUUCAGCAUCUCGGCGAGUAGUCUCACGAGCAAAUAUCUCGGCGAAAGCGAAAAACUCGUCCGCGCGCUCUUCUCCCUCGCCAAAAAGCUCUCGCCGAGCAUAAUCUUCGUCGACGAGAUCGACUCGCUCCUAUCGUCGCGCAGCUCUGGCGAAAACGAAGCGACCCGCCGCAUCAAAACCGAGUUCCUAAUCCAAUGGAGCGACCUCGCGCGCGCCGCGGCGGGCAGCAAAGACCCGACACCCACCGCGCUCGGCGACCCCAGCCGCGUCCUUGUCCUCGCCGCCACAAACCUCCCGUGGGAAAUCGACGAGGCGGCGCGCCGCCGCUUCGCCCGCCGCCAGUACAUCCCCCUCCCGGAGCCCGCCACGCGCAGGAAACACAUGCAGAACCUGCUCGCCCGGCAACGGCACGGCCUUGGCGAGAUGGAAAUGGACACGCUCGUAGACCUGACCGAGGGGUUCUCCGGCAGCGAUAUCACCGCGCUCGCGAAAGAUGCCGCGAUGGGACCGCUCAGGAAAUUGGGGAGUAAGCUGCUCAGCGUGCCGGUGGAGGAGAUUGCCGAGAUUGGGCUGGCGGAUUUCAAAGAGAGCUUGAAGGCUGUUAGGCCGAGUGUAGGUACCGAGGGGCUGAGGAAGUUUGAGCUGUGGGCGGAGAAAUAUGGAGAGCGGGUUUAGAGAGUUGAGAUUGCGGGGGGUGGAGCGGGGUGGGGUGUAUAAUAGUUUU